Scleropages formosus (Asian bonytongue) is the source of this 2606-nucleotide messenger RNA. RefSeq lists its product as uncharacterized. The transcript has 6 exons. Lineage: Eukaryota; Metazoa; Chordata; Actinopteri; Osteoglossiformes; Osteoglossidae. Gene Ontology annotation, molecular function: transcription cis-regulatory region binding. The coding region runs from base 270 to 1988 and encodes 572 amino acids. The record is from RefSeq and is a predicted model, not a curated record. Gene Ontology annotation, cellular component: nucleus. Gene Ontology annotation, biological process: regulation of transcription by RNA polymerase II.
GGCAUUUGUCCCAAAAACAGGUGCAACCAGUCUGCUUUCAACAGACGUGUUGGUAAGACAGAUUACAUGACAAUGUCGUAUCCAGUGAUGUCACCCAGGUACAUAGAUAGAUAUGUAGAUGCCAGUGCCACAGAGGCACAUUGGUCUUGUACGCUUGGGGAGAGCGGAACCCAUCGGAGUUAUUGCUUCCCGACAACAAGGUCCUCUGAAGUACAGCAGUGGCCAGCGGCUUCGCUUUGGAGAGCCAGCAACAUAAACAAGUUGGUGCCAUGUCCCUGGACGUGACGCAGGGUGUCCCUCGCUCCGGGAAAGAGGAGGAAAUGACCGAAGCCGUUUUCCUGGAGAAUCUCUACGUGUUCAUGAGGAGCAGAGGAACACCCAUCGACAGGAUCCCUUACCUUGGCUUCAAGCAAAUUGACCUGUUCUUAUUAUACAAGACUGUACAGAAGUUGGGAGGCUUCAGGGAGGUGACUGCAAACCAGAGGUGGAAGCAGGUGUACAAUUUGCUGGGCGGUGAUCCUCGCAGCACCAGCGCGGCCACCUGCACCCGCCGACACUACCAGAAGUUAAUUCUGCCCUUUGAGUGCUAUCUGCAAGGCCUGGAGGAAGUAGCUCUGACACCACCUCAACAGCACAAACGAAGACGGCAGAACCACUCCUCGGACGAGGACUACCAGGGGGAAGUCAAAAGGAGGGCAGUAGCGAAGCAGAUGAGCUCUGCUUUCUUCCAGAGAUCACAUGAAUAUCAGACGGACACCUGCGUUCAGAGCAUCCCAAUACCGGUGACUUUCCAGCAGUAUUCCUACCCAGGCUUCCUACCUCAGUCGGCCUACCGCCUUGGCUUUCCCAGCGUACUGUCGUAUCCCCAAUUCCAGCAGCCCCACGUAAGCCCUCAGCCGCACCUUCAGCCUCAGCUCUACACCGACCCUCAACACCGAGCUUCGCUCGAGCUGCAUUCAGCGCAGGCAAAUGACAGGCCCAAGGAGGAAGUGCUGAGGCUACGAAAGCUAGCUGUGGAGUACGUUUACUCCUCGGGGUGGGAAAAGCCCCUCGAUCUAAGUCACAAGGAGAGGAGCCUAGACAGCAUCAGCCAACGCCCAUCGUCCUUUAGCCUUCCCAAGGGCAACGGUACUCCGAAAUUCUUGAAUAAGGUCUCCUCCAUGUAUUCCUCCUGGAACCUGGCGCAGGACCAAAGCUGUGAGGUGUCAGGAAACACAGCCACCGGUAAAGGAGCAAACGUGAAGAAUUUUCAGAGAGAUCGGGCGCUCGCUGAAUGCAGCGCUACAACAUCUCCUGCAGCCACCUCAUCCUCUGCCUCCUCGAGACUGAGCUCCGGUCCAUUCACCCGGUACAACCAGAAUUCAAGUGCAUAUGUCGUGUCUCCCAAGACACUCCAAAGCAACUGUCCCAAAAGCCCUGAGAAAGAGGAGGAGGAACCUCUUAAUCUCAAACGCUCUCCGUCCAACCCCAAAAUAAAUGUUGAAGGACAAAGAACGAUUGAGAUUCCACUGAAGCUGCUAGAAGCCUAUGUUAAAUCCAAAUAUGAUCCCCAGGAUAUGUGUCGCAAAGACAAGGCUGUCCAUCCUGUUGACUGUCCAUAUACAGUACAAGAGGAUUAUAAAGAUAUGAAGAAGGUUAUGGUGCAACUUCCUGUGGAAAUGGAUAUGGUGCAUUGCGGUAAACUCGAGGCAAAAAGGCACAGAGAAAUUUUUAAGACUCAUAGUAGCUUAGGCCAACAAAACAUCCAGCAAACUUCAUCAGUGAAUACACCAUGGGAUAGGGAAGAUAUGUCAGAUGUUGGAGCGACCAAGCUGCGCCUGGCAUGUGGUGUUUCAGGGGUUCCCGAUGGCGAUAAUGCCAACGUUUGGCCAUUGUUUCAGUGCAAAGAUCCAGAGACUCUGAAGCUUUUGCAAAGGAGGUGGCAGUAUGUUCAAAACUUGAUGGUGGACCUAAGUGACAGUAAGACAGUGAGCCAGAGCUGCCUUUGAAGAAGAACAGCAGGAGUCUUGACGCGGCAGCCUUCAGUUUUUCUAUCCCUCAGAAAGGACAGUCUCCUAUCAGCCUGGGCCAGACUGGUGCUGUCCAAAUAACACGGACGGGGUCUCCCAGAAUGGUCCUGGAGAAACCGAAGAAACCGCCAUUGCUUUCCCUGCUGCCCGUUCCCCUGGAGCAACCUGUUCUCCAGGUCUCCCUGGGACCAUCCAGCUCCAGGGACUCGAGAGUAACGGACACAUUACCGAAAAAACGACAACCCUUCUCUCCAACCAAGUGUCAUAAUUUUAUCUCCGUGUUCUCAUUUUCGUCGAUGUAUUUUAACAAUAUAUACGGAAGAAGGCCUUUUCGGUCAUGAGCUACAACUGGGAAGCCUUAUGGAAAGAGGUGCUUCCCUCAUUGUGUAGCCGCUCCACCGCUGUCACUUCAAAGAAUGUUCUCAGUGUAUAAAGUAUAUGACGUGUAUAUAAAGUGACUAAAUGAUGUAAGAAGAUACCUAGAAAGAAGUCUCCAUUUGCAACAUAAAUCAAACAAGAUAACUUGUAUAUUCUCAAAUCACACACACAUUGGCUGAAACUAUUGUCCCAAGCGGGGUCGAGGUGAGCCGAAGCCUA